CUUUCAGGUUCCAACAUCUCCUCUGUCAAGAUGUGGUUCCUCAAACUCUUUGCAGUGCUCAUGCUCUGCCUAUUGCUCCCGGACCAGGUCAAUGGCUCCCCAGUACCAGAACUGAGUGACUCAAAGAUAAGGCUUCGGAGAAUGACCCCAUUCUGGAGAGGGGUUUCCCUCAGACCCAUUGGAGCUGCCUGCCGAGAUGAUUCUGAGUGCAUCACCAGACUAUGCAGAAAAAGACGCUGCUCCCUGAGUGUGGCCCAGGAAUGAUGGACAUCCCAAGAAGAGUGAAGAGUGCUCAUAUGCAACAAUGCUCCGUUCUAAGGAAUAUUGAUUAACCAUUCUUGUUGGAGAGCAGAUGAAGCCAUCUUGUGUUUUUAAUAUUUAAAAACAGAUGUAUGCCUUAAGUUGGUCUCCGUUUCUUCUUAGCAUGUUGAUAUGUAGAUAAGCUUAUCUAAACUUGUCAAUUCAGAGUUUAUUUUUUUAUGUAUACUAUUAAAUGUCUCAAAUAGAAACUUU
This is a messenger RNA of Suncus etruscus (white-toothed pygmy shrew), 513 nucleotides long. It is a transcript of the gene LEAP2, whose product is annotated as liver enriched antimicrobial peptide 2. NCBI's taxonomy places the organism in Eukaryota, Metazoa, Chordata, Mammalia, Eulipotyphla, Soricidae. The record is from RefSeq and is a predicted model, not a curated record. Bases 31 to 264 code for a protein of 77 amino acids. Gene Ontology annotation, biological process: defense response to bacterium; antimicrobial humoral immune response mediated by antimicrobial peptide. The transcript has 3 exons.